AUGUCCAGCUCCGCCGCAGCCACUUCGACCAAACGCGUGCUCGCGUCGACGUCGUUCCUCGUGCAGAGGAACUCGCCCAAGGCCAAGUUGCCCACGAGGGGGUCGGCAGCAGCAGCGGGAUAUGAUUUGUACUCGUGAGUCUGAGGACCUACCGACUAUGCGGUCAUACGGUAGGAACGCGUGCUCAUUUGAUGUUCAUCGUACCCCGGGCGCACAGAGCCGAGGCCAAAACCGUCCCGGCCCGUGGCAAAGCCUUGAUCAACACAGAACUUAGCAUCGCCGUCCCGGAGGGAACGUACGGCAGGAUUGCACCCCGAUCAGGAUUAGGUACGUCUAUGCCUGCCCUGCGCUCCUUUCUGGAGUAUGCGCACGAGCUGACGGAGCGAAUCGCUUGGAUGUGGGGGCCGGAAAUCAGCGAGCAAGUUUAUGAUCGACACGGGAGCCGGCGUGAUCGAUGGAGACUACCGAGGGACGGUCCAUGUCCUGCUGUUCAACUUGAGCGACAAGGACUACGAAGGUCGGUUUGUUUUCCACGCGCGGAAAACCGUUCGGAUCCUGGCCGCUGGUUUUGAUUGAGUCAAGUGCCUGUUACUUCGAUUUUUACAGUCGUCGAGGGUGAUCGCGUCGCACAACUGAUCUUGGAGCAAAUCGUCACGCCCGAAGUGAUCGAAGUCGAGGUAAGCUCUCAGAUUUAUUCAAUCGCGGACGAGGCGUUUCCGCUUGGCCAACAUCUUGAAUUCAUGAUCUCCGCAGUCCCUCUCCGAGACCGUUCGAGGUGCAGGUGGUUUCGGCUCGACUGGCGGUUUCACCGAUGUCGCAGCCGAGAAGAACGGCGCAUGA
Microbotryum saponariae is the source of this 840-nucleotide messenger RNA. The record is from the annotation of a GenBank genome assembly. NCBI's taxonomy places the organism in Eukaryota, Fungi, Basidiomycota, Microbotryomycetes, Microbotryales, Microbotryaceae.